UACAGGGCGUGUAUAAAACUGGGACGGACGCACAGCGCUGCACACUCCCCGGUCCCACCCCAAUCACCAGCGGCGGCCGGCAGCAGCCCACGCAGCCCAGACAACAUGAGAUCAUUCGUGGUGGCAGCAGCUCUGGUCGCGGUCGCUCUGGCGGCACCCGUGCCGGACCCAGAGUGCGACUGCGACGAGAAUGGCGUGCCCAUGACUGGGAACGCUGUCGAACUCAGGAGCUUCAUUGGCGCACCCGCCUUUGCUGGCCUGAAGACCUACUCGGCGCUGGCUGCUCCGGCCGCUGUGGCCGCCCCCGCCUUCGCCCUGAGGGCCGCCGCGCCCGCCGCGGUAGCCAUCCAGGCCCCGGCCAUCACCUAUACCGCCGCCGCUCCCGCCGUCAUCAAGAAAAACAUUGAAAUUCCCAUCACCAAGACGGUGCACUACGCCGACGAGCCGGUCGUCACCGGACACACGACCAACAUCAUCAAGCCCACCAUCAACGCUCCGGCUAUUUCCGCGCCGCGCACCCUGGUCGGCAAGAGCGUCACCAACCCGGCCACCGUCAGCGUGCGCAAGUACGCCGCCGAGGUCAAGACCGUCAACCCCGUGCCGGCGCCCUAUGACGUGCCCUACGACGUGCCCCAGCCGUACGCCGUGCCCACGCCCGUGCACACGGCCCCCGUUGAGGUGAGGAAGCGCGUGUACGCCCCGACUGCCUACGCCGCUCCCGCCGUGGCCGUCGGUGCCGCCCCUGCCUACCCUGAUGUGGCCGCCUCUGGCGCCGUGAUCGCCAGCUCUGCCGCCCUGCCCGUCGGUGGCGCCCAUGCCCCGGUGGCUGUGGGUGGCUUCCCCGCCGCUGCUGCCGUCGGUGCCCACCCUGCCGGCGUCGUGAUCGGAGGCGCCCAACCUGCCGGCGCGGUGAUCGGAGGCGCUCAUCUGACCGGCGUUCCCGCCGCCGGCGUCGGUCUGCCCGCUCAGGCCCAGGGUGCUGUGGCCCUCAGGGCCGCUGCCUUCUCUCCGCUGAGUCUGGGUGCCAUCGACCUGGACGGCCUCGAUAUCAGCACCUACGCUCUCGACCUCGAGGAUUGCGACUGCGAUGAAUAAGCUGAGAAUUGGGAACAGCUCUGCUCCCAUUCACAUGUGUUUCCUUUUUGUCGCGAUCUAAUGAUGUCAUAAUCAUGGCGGAUGAGGCUGAGCCUGCCGACCACCGCGCUCAACUAUCCCGAAGCGCAGUUUCCAAGAGCUGAGGUGAUUGAGGGUUACAUGUUUAUCUGCUGACAUGGCUGCCUCAUGCAAGAGGAUCUAUGCGAACAUCUGUUGUGUACGCAGUCCUCUUAUAUGAAGACAACUAAAAAAAUACAUGUUUAUUUUAUA
Molecule: messenger RNA, 1365 nt
Organism: Amphibalanus amphitrite
Lineage: Eukaryota; Metazoa; Arthropoda; Thecostraca; Balanomorpha; Balanidae
Product: elastin-like
Exons: 2
Coding region: 106-1095 (329 amino acids)
Source: RefSeq, a predicted model, not a curated record